AGCCUUCGCUUUAUGAUGAUAAAGUACCAGCAGCUCCUGCCACUGAUGUAAAGAAUAUCAGAUAUCCAGAGAUUUUGCUAUUGGAAAAAAAUGGCACAUGUACCUUGUUUAAUAGAGAUAUUGGUCAACAAGCUACUGAAAAUUGCUUUAAACCUGAUACUAAGGUUAUACUUGAGACUGGAGAAGCUGUCACUAUGUCUUUGAUUGUUGUCGGGGAUAAAGUUUGUGUAGGAGUUUAUACUACUCACUCCCAAUCAUCACAUAUUAACAAAUGUUUAUUUCGAUUAUGCAAAGAACGUACAACCAUAUUCUAUCAGUUUAAAGUUUUAAGUGGUAAUCAUAUUGUUCCUGUUCGUGUAGCAAGCGUUUGUACUGAAACUCAUAAUGGUUAUAUUGCACCAUUCACAAUAACUAGUAUCAUAGUAGCGGACAAUGUAAUAAUGUGUUCAUGUUAUGCCACUUGUGCACCAUAUCAAGAGACUAUUCAUGCAAUGCUUACACCAUUACGGUUUAAGACAUGGUUUAAGAAGUCUACACAUACAGGAAAAGAAAUUCAUUCAUAUCUCGGAUUUUUAUAUAAUAUAUAA
This is a messenger RNA of Scutellospora calospora, 587 nucleotides long. The record is from the annotation of a GenBank genome assembly. NCBI's taxonomy places the organism in Eukaryota, Fungi, Glomeromycota, Glomeromycetes, Diversisporales, Gigasporaceae.